GAUUAUCUUCAUCAUCUUGCACAAUCACUUUCUCGAGCACAAAUCCAAAAACAUCAAGUCAAACAACACUAUCCGUACGUUCAUCAUGGCAACCGCAGAGACUGUCCAACUUGGCGAUAUCCAUGCCCCAAAAGAAGAUAGCAUCAUUGCUUUCAAAAAAAUCGAAACAGAACUCAAGAAGAAACUUCAACAUCUCCGCCACGAAACCAAUAAACACGAGCCCCAAUACUUCGCUCCUAUCUCUCACGUCCCAGAUCACACCCUUACCUCCUUCACUUCCUCUUCCCUCACCUCCGUCCGCGUAGCCACUAGUGCCUAUGGACUUCACCUCCUCGGCAAAGUUCUCAUUCCAGAAACCGAAGAUAAAUAUUUCAUGUUUCGAGCUUUCAUCCCCGGAGAUUCAGAUACCGCUACUCUUCAUUGUAUACACAUGGAAGAAACGGAUGUUGGAGGUGAGGAGGGAAAGUUUUUUAGAGCAAUAUUUGAGGAGGAGGAUGAGUUGAAGUGGUUUGAUGAAUAGAUUUUCAGUGCAGGAAGGGUAGAAGAAACGAGGGAAUGUAUGAAAUUAGGAAGUUAUGAGGUUAUUGUUGAUUGUGGUUUGGCCAAAGGAAAUCAUGGGCACUUGAACAGGGAAAUGAGCAAUGGUAUCCAGAACCAGAAUAUUUCAAUCA
Molecule: messenger RNA, 671 nt
Organism: Botrytis cinerea B05.10
Lineage: Eukaryota; Fungi; Ascomycota; Leotiomycetes; Helotiales; Sclerotiniaceae
Exons: 2
Coding region: 86-520 (144 amino acids)
Source: RefSeq, a predicted model, not a curated record